AAAAGCAAAGGUGGAAAGGGGCUCGGAAAAGGAGGCGCCAAGCGCCACCGUAAAGUUCUCCGUGAUAACAUCCAGGGCAUCACUAAGCCCGCCAUUCGCCGUCUUGCCCGUCGUGGCGGUGUGAAGCGUAUCUCUGGCCUCAUCUACGAGGAGACCCGCGGUGUCCUCAAGGUGUUCCUUGAGAACGUGAUCCGUGAUGCCGUCACCUACACCGAGCACGCCAAGAGGAAGACCGUCACCGCCAUGGAUGUUGUCUAUGCCCUGAAGAGGCAGGGACGCACCCUGUACGGCUUCGCGGUUAAACCAGACUUCACGCAACUUUAA
Messenger RNA from Gadus macrocephalus (Pacific cod), 324 nucleotides. Its product is annotated as histone H4-like. The record is from RefSeq and is a predicted model, not a curated record. NCBI's taxonomy places the organism in Eukaryota, Metazoa, Chordata, Actinopteri, Gadiformes, Gadidae. Gene Ontology annotation, cellular component: nucleosome. The transcript has a single exon. Gene Ontology annotation, molecular function: DNA binding; structural constituent of chromatin; protein heterodimerization activity. The annotation marks the transcript as partial. Gene Ontology annotation, biological process: nucleosome assembly.